Molecule: messenger RNA, 1494 nt
Organism: Aspergillus pseudonomiae
Lineage: Eukaryota; Fungi; Ascomycota; Eurotiomycetes; Eurotiales; Aspergillaceae
Exons: 2
Coding region: 139-1155 (338 amino acids)
Biological process (GO): mitochondrion organization; lipid homeostasis
Cellular component (GO): mitochondrial outer membrane
Source: RefSeq, a predicted model, not a curated record
UGAUACCACCAUUGCGAUGAUUAUAUAGGUGCAAAAAAAUCAGAGGCAAAAGAAUAGAGGAAGAAGAAGAAGAAGACGACGAAGAAGCCUAAUCCGCCUUGACACCCGUAAAAGGUUGACGGGAUUCAAUCUAUUACCAUGACCUCCAAAGAAAGCAUCUCGCCAAAACAAAACGAUAUCGAUACGCACUCGGUAAUUUCUAUGCAGGAGCUGGACCCCUCACCAGUGCAUGAGGGAUUCUCCGACCUUGAAAGUGGCCAAUACAUCCCUCAAUCACAAGUUUGUCCAUCUAAAGUUGGAAAUAUAUCAGAAGCCAGACAGCCCCGAUUCAACCUAGGUCUCCGUGGACACAACUGGGAUUCAUGGUUAUCCGCACUUCAGAGAUACUCAACGUACCCCCCCACUUUAUUCUUCGCGCUGCAUUUCGCCAACACCUCUCUUUUCCCUCUGGCGACUCGGUCGGUUCCAGAUAGUGAAACCUAUCUGCUUCUUACGAGACCUAUCUACCAGUCUCCAGGGCUUGAACAUGUGAUCCUGACCGUUCCCAUCCUCAUUCAUAUCGCUUCCGGCAUUACUCUCCGCAAUCUUCGUUCUUCUCGCCGUGCACGACUGUAUGGGGCGGAGACUAGGGUCCAGAGAUAUUCCCUGAAUUUCUGGCCGCGGAUGAGCCUGCAAGCACGUCUAGGGUACUGCUUCGUCCCGUUCCUUGGCGCUCACGUCCUCGUAAACCGUAUCACGCCAUUGAUCGCCGAUGGUGGGAGUUCGGGAGUGGGUUUGGGCUAUGUUGCUCAUGGAAUCGCACGAAACCCUGUCUUUUGGAAUGUAUACUACGUGACCCUCGCCGCCGUUGGGAUGUGGCAUAUCGUUGGAGGAUGGGGUGCUUGGAUGGGCUGGCGGGUCACCACUGCUCAGAAGGAACGAGGCUAUAAGAAAUGCUCAAUGGAAAGUUACUUAGGGCACACGGAAAGCGAAGAGCAGGUCAAGAGAAAGAGAAAAAUGUGGUGGAUAGUCAAUGGAGUUGCCGCGCUAGGAACAACUGUCUGGCUGGCGGGCGCUCUGGGUAUAAUUGGUCGUGGAGGCCAGGGUUCGGGAUGGGAGGCCAGUGGCUGGAAUGAAAUUUAUAAACAAGUACCUAUUUUCGGGCCCUGGCUAUGAAAUGGGUAUAUGGUUGGAGAAAUUUUCGGACUUUAUGCAGGCACGCACACCUUUAUAUAUAAAGAGGGAAACAAGCUCUUCGGUUGCAGCUCAUGCAUAUGCAGUACAAUACUCAACAGUGAAACUUGCUUGGUAGCUCAGUUAAGAGACAACAAUUUCCUUUCCCAAAGAAGAUGGACAUAUUGUUGGUUGCAGAGCGCGAUGCGCUCUGCAAUUAUUUUAUUUAUAUACUCCCGUACGUGAGAAUGUAUUGGACCUUAAAAUAAUGGUCCGUGCGUUAUGUCCGAUCCUCUGUUCUUUUUUUCUUUUUCUUUUUUUUUCGGGUGCGGCGAACCAAAC